AUGCCCUGCGCGGAGCCGGGAGACAAAGCGCGGAGCAUCCGCGGGUUCGGCACUUCCCCGACGGCCGCGGGGACAGCGCGGGGCAGCGCCGAGGCAGGGCGACCGGACCAGAGCCGAACUGAACCGGUCUCUACUCCUCUCGGCCAGGGCAGAGUCAAUCAGCUCGGUGGAGUUUUUAUCAAUGGCAGGCCUUUACCCAACCAUAUCCGACACAAGAUAGUGGAGAUGGCCCACCAUGGCAUAAGGCCCUGUGUCAUCUCUCGCCAGCUGCGAGUGUCCCACGGCUGCGUCUCCAAAAUUCUCUGCAGGUACCAGGAGACGGGCUCCAUCCGGCCGGGGGCCAUCGGCGGCAGCAAGCCCAAGGUGACGACGCCGGACGUGGAGAAGAAAAUCGAGGAAUACAAGAGGGAAAACCCUCACAAUUCAGUAGUGCUGAUUUUAGAGAGAUCCAAAUUUAACCGGGAGGACUUGAUCCUGCUGUCCGUACUCGGGCAAAGCUGCCACGCAAGCGCGGACGGGAGGCCGGCCGGGCCAGGCCGCGCCACGCUCUGCACCGGGUCAUCCCCGUCCGCUCGCGCCUUGGGGACCCUGCAGGUCCAGCACGCGGGGCUGCCGUCCGUGGUAGGAAGCCUCCCAGCUAAAGUUAACUUUCUCGCUCUCAUCGCGCUCUCUCUCUCUCGAGCCUCAGCCCCGCAGUCCGAGGAAGGCUCGGACAUCGACUCGGAGCCUGACCUGCCGCUGGAGCGCAAGCAGCGCCGCCGCAGGACACCCUUCACGGCGGAGCAGCUGGAGGAGCUGGAGAGGGCCUUCGAGCGGACGCACUACCCGGACAUCUACACGCGGGAGGAGCUGGCGCAGAGGGCCAAGCUCACGGAGGCACGUGUUCAGGUCUGGUUUAGCAACCGCCGAGCUCGAUGGAGGAAGCAGGCAGGAGCCAACCAGCUGAUGGCUUUCAACCACCUCAUUCCGGGCGGCUUUCCACCCAGCGCCAUGCCGACGCUGCCCACCUACCCGCUCUCGGAGCCGUCCUACCAGCCCACCUCCAUCCCGCAAGCUGUGUCUGAUCCGAGCGGUACAGUCCACAGACCUCAGCCGCUUCCUCCGAGCACCGUGCACCAAAGCAGCCUCCCCUCGAACGCGGAGAGCGGCUCUGCCUACUGCCUGCCCAGCAGCCGGCACGGGUUUUCCAGCUAUACAGACAGCUUUGUGCCUCCGUCCGGGCCCGCGAAUCCCAUGAACCCUGCCAUUGGCAAUGGCCUUUCACCUCAGGUAAUGGGACUCUUGACCAACCACGGCGGGGUGCCUCACCAGCCCCAAACUGAUUAUGCCCUGUCCCCCUUGACCGGGGGCCUCGAGCCCACCACCACGGUGUCGGCCAGCUGCAGCCAGCGGCUAGAGCACAUGAAGAGCCUGGACAGCCUGCCCACGUCCCAGUCCUACUGCCCGCCGACCUACAGCACCACGGGCUACAGCAUGGACCCCGUCACCGGCUACCAGUACGGACAGUACGGGCAAAGUGCCUUUCAUUAUCUGAAGCCAGAUAUUGCAUAA
Messenger RNA from Tinamus guttatus (white-throated tinamou), 1551 nucleotides. Lineage: Eukaryota; Metazoa; Chordata; Aves; Tinamiformes; Tinamidae. The record is from RefSeq and is a predicted model, not a curated record.